Molecule: messenger RNA, 3991 nt
Organism: Rhincodon typus (whale shark)
Lineage: Eukaryota; Metazoa; Chordata; Chondrichthyes; Orectolobiformes; Rhincodontidae
Product: cohesin subunit SA-2
Exons: 26
Coding region: 222-2909 (895 amino acids)
Biological process (GO): sister chromatid cohesion
Cellular component (GO): cohesin complex; nucleus; chromatin
Molecular function (GO): chromatin binding
Source: RefSeq, a predicted model, not a curated record
GUCCAUUCGUCGGCAGUAGCAGGAAGAGAGAAGGAACGAACUGGGCAUUGGAAAAUCGGCGAGGCAUUGCUAAACGCUCUGGAACAAAAUGUGACCCAAAACGGAGGAGUUCCUGAGGCAGGGACUAAGAACAUGCAGCAGAUGGACACCAUAUGAUGGCUCCCAAUCUAAGAAGGCCACUUUGUUAGACCUUUGACUGCAUUUCUGAACACGAAGCAGUGAUGAUAGCAGAGCCAGAAUUAUCCAGCAAGGCCUCCCUCCAAAAAGAGAAUGAGAGCCACUUGGAGCCUGACAAUGAUCUGGAAAAUCAGAGGAGAGGAAGUGGAGGUUCCAUAUCGUCGUGGAAAAGGAGAAGGAGGAGCCAGUCUGAGAAAAGCAGAAGGAGAGCGUCAGUGUGUUCCCGCCAGGACCGCAGGAAUGGACACAGGCAGAGGAGUGAUGACAUUGAGGCUGUCACACUGUUUGAGGUGGUCAGGAUGGGAAAGAGCGCAAUGCAGGAGACAGGCUUACAAUACAAGAAGUUCAUGGUCUACCCCUGGAUCUUGAAUGUUACCUGGCCACUGGACCUGGACAGUGGAGAUUACCCCCUUACGAUGUCAGGCCCCUAUUGGAAGAAAUUCAAGUCCAAUUUCUGUGAGUUUCUCUCUCUGCUGAUUCAGCACUGCCAGUACACUAUCAUACAUGAUGAAUAUCUAAUGGAUACAGUGAUCUCCCUGUUGACGGGGCUCUCAGACUCCCAAGUGCGAGCCUUCCGGCACACCAGCACACUUGCAGCUAUGAAACUCAUGACAGCCUUAAUCAACGUGACUCUGAGUUUGAGAGUCCAGUUGCAAAACUCUCAGCGACAGUGUGAAGUUGAGAUGUUUGACAAACGACCCAGUAGGAGGCUGGAAACGUUCUUGCAGAAGAAAAACGAGAUUAUAGCAAAGCAGGAAAACAUUGAAAAUCUGAUGAAUGCAAUUUUCAAAGGAAUCUUCCUUCAUAGAUACCGUGAUGCAUUACCUGAGAUCAGAGCUAUUUGUAUUGAAGAAAUAGGAAUCUGGAUGAAAAGCUGCAGUGAUCGCUUCCUGACUGACAGCUACUUGAAAUAUGUAGGAUGGACUUUGCAUGAUAAACAAAGUGACGUGAGAUUGAAAUGCCUGAUUGGUUUACUGGGCCUAUACUCUGACAAAGAGCUUUGUUCAAAGAUGGAUCUUUUUACCUGUCGAUUCAAGGAUAGAAUAACAUCAAUGACACUGGACAAAGAAAGUGAAGUGGCUGUCCAAGCAAUCAAGGUGUUAACUCUCAUGCUGCAGAACUGCGAGGAGUUUUUAACUUCGCAGGACUGUGAACAAUUAUAUCAGUUGGUUUAUUCAGCACAAAGGCCUGUGGCUUUGGCAGCUGGUGAAUUCUUGCAUAAAAAACCUCUGAUGGAACGUAUGGAUGGAGGCCAAUUUGGUGACACAGAAUCUUACCAGAUGUGGUGUGCUUUGAAAAGAAUCACGACCUUCCACAAUGCUCAUGAUAUAACUCGAUGGAACCUGUUAAACAGCACCUGUAAACUGCUGAAGAGGGCCUUGGAGAAUGGAAAUGUACCUGACCAGAUUAUCGUUCAGGCAAUCCUCUGCAGUUAUUAUUAUGUCAUGUGGCAGCUGUCAAAAGUGUCUGAAAGCAACACCUCCAAGAGCAUGAAGGUGUCGCUGAGGAAGCAGAUGAGGGGUUUCUGCCACAUUUGCAGACAGUUCCUAAAUAAUCCCAGCAGCACCGUCAAAGAGCAGGCCUUCGUCAUUCUGUGUGAUCUCCUGUUGGUUUUCAGCCACGAGGAACCACCCAGUGGCUCUGAAAUGGUCGAGCCAUUUGCGUACAUCCCAGAGCUGUCCUUGCAGACGGAGCUUGUGACCUUCGUCCUGGAUCAUGUUUUUAUAGCCCAAGACAACGAACACCCUGACAACGAUGAGGAAUGCAAAGUGGGUAGACUGCACAAGAGGAGAAAUCUCCUGGCUGCUUUCUGUAAACUAAUCGUGUUCAGUGUGGUGGAGAUGGACAUUGCUGCUGACAUCUUCAAACAGUACAUCAAGUAUUACAUUGACUAUGGAGACAUCAUUAAGGAAACACUCAGCAGGACCAGGCAGAUUGAUAGAAUUCAGUGUGCAAAGACCUUAAUACAGAGCUUGAAGCAGCUGUUUAAUGAGCUGUUGCAAGGCCAGGGUUCCAGUUUGGACAGAUGGUCCCAACCAUUCACCAGCAUCAAGGACUUGGCCCGACGUUUCUCGCUGACCUUUGGCUUGGAUCAGUUGAAAACAAGGGAAGCGAUGGCAAUGCUGCACAAGAAUGGUAUCGAGUUUGCCUUCAAAGACGACAGUACCAACAGCAAGGGGCAGCCUCCUCCAAACAUGGCUUUUCUGGACAUCUUGAGCGAGUUUUCCCCCAAAUUGUUGAAAACAGACAAAAGAACUGUGUACAAUUACCUGGAGAGGUUUGUAACAGAUCAGAUGGCAGCAGAGAGUGGAGAGGAGUGGCUUCCACUGAUUUUGUACAGAAGGUCUUUGUUGGAUUGUAGAGAUGAUGACACUGUAUCCACAAGCAGCAGUGACCAGAGUGCACUGACUCCAGUACAACCACAAUUCAAACCAUCAUCUCUAAAAAGGAGGCUGAAAAUUGAGGACAGUAAUGGUCAUGCAGGACUGAAUGAGGAGGAGAAUGUGAAGAUCUCACCUCAUUCCCUGAUGGGACCACGAGAAGAUGAGAAGCAAAGGGAGAGCUGCACAAAGGAGCAUUCAAUGGAAACGGUUGGGAUGCAGUCACUUAGCAGUGAGUAUGGGACCACAACAUUGGGGAACACAGACGAACUGGAAGAAGGUGUUACAGCAAAAUUAGCCGAGGGUGACCUUGAUGACUUGAAUGAAAUAUUGGAUAUCGACAACGAUUGACACAAACUUGGAUCCAAUCAAAUGAAUUAUUUCAAGGCAUCGGAAGACUUUCUGCACAGAUCCUUCUCAUCACAAAAAUUCAGAGUAUUUUGUAAGCUCUUCCAAGAACAUAAAAUAAAAACAAUAUAAGCCAGUAUCCAGGAAGAAAACAAAAGAAGCUUACUACGCAGAGUGCCAGCUGAAAAGCAGGAAGAGUACACCAUUCCUGGCCAAUGCUAGUUUUUUUUUUGAGGACUUAUUAUUUUCUGCAGCUUGUGGAACAAGGAGUUAUUUUUCCCUCAAGAACAAGUUUGAAAAUGUCUUGAUGCAUUGCAUAACAAGAGAAAAUGCUGGGAACAUUCAACAGGUCAGGCAACAUCGAUGAGAGACAAGUAGAGUUAAGUCUUCAGAUCAAUGAUCCACUCUCUGAAUAGAACAUCCUCAUUUUCCUAUUGGAUACAUGUAAUGUGUAGCUGACUAUUGAAUUAUCCAGACCAGGUUAGUUUUGGGUUUGAUCGCUGGCCUGUUCCGAGUUACUGGAUCACAACAGUAUGUAAGCAACAGCCAGCAUUGAAUACUCACAGAUAUUCACUCUCCAGUAUUAUGUGUGAACAAUGGUGACUGGAGUCAAGAAAUGGAGGACCAUCAAACUCGAAGUCAUGUUUCCUAACAUUUGAGGGUAGUGAAAAAGGGAACUAUCGUUUGCAAUUCAAUGAAAUGUUGAAGCCUAGUUAAGUAUUUUAUUAAGAGUUUACAAAUCACAAACUCCAUCUGUGGGGGAAAAUGUGAUUACACUCAUUCCAAAUGCUGGCAGAUAAUAUUAAAAUUAUAACUGCUUGUUUUCUAUAAGCUACAUAUUUUUAACAUAAGUCUAGUAGGGCAACUAUAAUGAAACAUGUUAAUAUGUGCUCCAGGAUUUAUCAAUCAACUCGAUGAAAGUUAAACACGGAUUAGAAAAUACAAGGGGGUCUCAUGGUGUAGUGUCAUGUUCCUACAUCUGAGCCUGGAGGCCCGGACUCAAAUCCCACCUGCUCCAGAGAUGUGCAGAGUCAUUGGGUCAUAGAGAUGUACAGCACAGAAAGAGACCAUUUGGUUCAACUCAU